Molecule: messenger RNA, 444 nt
Organism: Helianthus annuus (common sunflower)
Lineage: Eukaryota; Viridiplantae; Streptophyta; Magnoliopsida; Asterales; Asteraceae
Exons: 2
Coding region: 1-444 (147 amino acids)
Source: RefSeq, a predicted model, not a curated record
AUGAAGAAGAGUGUUGAAGAGAUGGUAAACAAUCUGAAGAAAACUGCUGAAGAGGUUAAAGCUGAAGCUGUUGAAGUUGAGGUUGUGAAGGAAAUCAAAGUUGUGAAAGUUGAAGAUUUGAAAGUUGUUGAGACAGAAAAGAUUGAAGAAAAAGUUGAGGUGAAUGAAGAAGUUGAGAAAGCUGUUACUGAAAAACAGCAAGUUGGAGAAGAUGAGAAGAAAACUGGAAGUUUGACUGAGGUAAAGAUUGAGAAUUUGAAGUUUGCUAGUGAUGAAGGUGCUGGUGAUGAGAAGAAGGAAGAGCUAAAGCAGACAGAGGCAGCUGAAAACACUGAAAUGCCAAUCACUGAGGUGCUCAACAAAAGCAAAGACUGUGAGAAUGCAAACUGGAGCAGCCUGGCACAUGGAGAGAAAGAAGAGGCUGCUGGAUCCUGUGUUGGUUGA